CCGGCGGCCGUGCGGUGCUCGGCUCGGCAGGCGGCAAGGAUGCUGCGCGCCGCGCUGCCUCUUCUCGGGCUGCCCCUGGCCGGGGCAGAAGCCACCGAGCAGCAACCCCAGGAGCCGGGGUCGCCUGGAGAGCCUCCCCCCGGCUUGGCGCUCUUCCGCUGGCAGUGGCACGAAGUGGAGGCGCCCUACCUGGUAGCCCUGUGGAUCCUGGUGGCCAGCCUGGCCAAAAUCGUGUUCCACUUAUCUCGGAAGGUGACAUCUCUGGUCCCUGAGAGCUGCCUGCUGAUUUUGCUGGGCCUGGUGCUGGGGGGCAUCGUCUUGGCUGUGGCAAAGAAAGCUGAGUAUCAGCUGGAACCGGGCACCUUCUUCCUUUUCCUGCUGCCUCCCAUUGUGUUGGACUCAGGCUAUUUCAUGCCUAGCCGACUGUUUUUUGACAACUUGGGUGCCAUCCUGACCUAUGCCGUGGUAGGCACACUCUGGAAUGCCUUCACAACUGGCGUCGCCCUCUGGGGCCUGCAGCAGGCUGGAUUUGUGGCCCCCAGAGUGCAGGCGGGCUUGCUGGACUUCUUGCUCUUCGGGAGUCUAAUCUCUGCCGUGGACCCAGUCGCCGUGUUGGCUGUCUUUGAGGAGGUACAUGUCAAUGAGACGCUCUUCAUCAUUGUCUUCGGCGAGUCUCUGCUCAACGAUGCAGUCACCGUGGUGCUAUACAAGGUCUGCAACUCAUUUGUGGAGAUGGGCUCUUCCAACGUGCAAGCCAUGGACUACCUAAAAGGAGUCGCCUCCCUGUUUGUGGUCAGUCUGGGCGGGGCAGCUGUGGGCUUAGUCUUUGCCUUCCUCCUGGCUCUGACCACACGCUUCACCAAGCGGGUCCGCAUCAUCGAGCCGCUGCUGGUCUUCCUCCUCGCCUACGCAGCCUACCUCACUGCUGAGAUGGCCUCGCUCUCCGCCAUUCUUGCGGUGACUAUGUGUGGCCUGGGCUGUAAGAAGUAUGUGGAGGCCAACAUCUCCCACAAGUCCCGCACAGCUGUCAAAUACACCAUGAAGACACUGGCAAGCUGUGCCGAGACCGUCAUCUUUAUGCUGCUCGGCAUCUCGGCUGUGGACUCUUCCAAGUGGGCCUGGGACUCUGGGCUGGUGCUAGGCACCCUCUUCUUCAUCCUGUUCUUCCGAGCCCUCGGCGUAGUCCUGCAGACGUGGGUGCUGAACCAGUUCCGGCUGGUCCCUCUGGACAAGAUUGACCAGGUGGUGAUGUCUUAUGGGGGCCUGAGGGGGGCUGUGGCCUUCGCGCUCGUCAUCCUACUGGAUCAGACCAAGGUCCCUGCCAAGGACUACUUUGUGGCCACCACCAUCGUCGUGGUCUUCUUCACAGUCAUUGUGCAGGGCUUGACCAUCAAACCUCUGGUCAAGUGGCUGAAGGUGAAGAGGAGUGAUCACCACAAACCCACCCUGAACCAGGAGCUGCAUGAGCACACCUUUGACCACAUUCUGGCUGCAGUGGAGGACGUUGUGGGGCACCAUGGCUACCACUACUGGAGGGACAGGUGGGAGCAGUUUGAUAAGAAGUACUUGAGUCAACUGCUGAUGCGACGGUCAGCCUAUCGCAUCCGGGACCAAAUCUGGGACGUGUACUACAGGCUCAACAUUCGGGAUGCCAUCAGCUUCGUGGACCAGGGAGGACAUGUCUUGUCCUCCACAGGCCUCACUCUGCCUACUAUGCCUUGCCGCAAUUCCAUAGCCGAGACCUCUGUCACCAACCUGCUGAGGGAGAGCGGCAGCGGAGCAUGUCUGGAUCUGCAAGUGAUAGACACUGUCCGCAGUGGCCGCGACCGCGAGGAUGCUGUCAUGCAUCAUCUGCUCUGUGGAGGCCUCUACAAACCUCGACGCAGGUACAAAGCCAGCUGCAGCCGCCACUUCAUCUUGGAGGAUGCGCAGGAGCGGCAGGAUAAGGAGGUCUUCGAGCAGAACAUGAAGCGGCGGCUGGAGUCCUUUAAGUCCACCAAGCACAGUAUCUGCUUUGCCAAGAAUAAGCCGCGCGCCCGCAAAACUGGCCGCAAGAAGAAGGAUGGUGUGACCAGCACUGAGACUACAAAUGGGAAAACGCCCCGAGAUCUGGGUCUGCAUAACACAGGUGCUGUGAUCCUGACUGUGGAGUCUGAGGAAGAUGAGGACAGCGACAGUUCAGAGACAGAGAAGGAGGACGAUGAGGGAAUCAUCUUUGUGGCUCGGGCCACCAGCGAGGUCCUGCAAGAGGGCAAGGCCUCAGGGAGCCUUGAGGUGUGCCCGAGCCCACGGGUCAUCCCACCCUCUCCAACCUGUGCUGAGAAGGAGCUGCCCUGGAAGAGUGGACAGGAGGACCUGGCGGUCUAUGUGUCCUCAGAGACCACCAAGAUCGUGCCUGUGGACAUGCAGACUGGCUGGAACCAGAGCAUCUCGUCCCUGGAGAGCCUGGCAUCCCCGCCCUGUACCCAGGCCUCGACUCUCACCCGCCUGCCUCCCUGCCCCCUAGCUGCUGAGGAGCCCCAGGUCUCACCCGACCCGCCUGCCCACCCUGCACCCAGCUUUGCCUUUCCCCCAAGCCUGGCCAAGGCCGGCCGCUCUCGCAGCGAGAGCAGUGCUGACCUCCCCCAGCAGCCAGAGCUGCAGCCCCUCAUGGGACAUGAGCACCACAGGCACCUCAGCCCUGGUGCUGCCAACUCCCACUGGUGCAUCCGCUUCAACAGAGGUGGUAGGCUGUAGCCUAGGUCGGGAAGAGUGCAGUGCUUCCCAGCUACCAGGACUCACGUGAGCACUGGAAAGGUCCUCCUAGGGCUGUGAUGGCGAACCUAUGGCACGUGUGCCAGCGGUGGCACGCGGAUGGCACAUGAAGGCCUUGCAGCUGGCACGCGGAAAGGCCCGAAUUAAGAUAUUCGGCGCUUGCCACAUAGUUUUUAGAUACUAAAAUCUUGUUAUUAAGGUUUAAUUGACGUGCUGGCACUUUUGAGGAAAUUCUUUGGUUUUGUGCGGCAGUUUGGGCACUCGGGCUCAAAAGGUUAGCCAUCACUGUCCUAGGGCCUUUAAUUUUUCACCUUCCCUCCUAUCCCUCGGCUGCAUGGAGUUGGGGAACUGAGGCACUUUCCCCAGUGAGCCCUCCUAGCAUCACUUUAGGCAGCUGUUCCUGGCCCCAAAGCAAGGGUCUCAUUCCUCUGGGUUUCCCUGGCCCACCCCCAGCUCAAGGACAAGCUGGGUAUUGAGGCCUCAUGAGUGCUGGUCUCCAGAGGGAUGGAGGCGGGAAACCAAGGAAGCUUCAUGUGUGCUUUGCAACCAGCUGCCUGGGCUCCCCACAGCCACUUUCUAGGGUAGUGGGAAUGUCUCCACUUCUUGUUGUCCUUUCCUGAGCUGCUAGUUUUGGGGGGUAAUUCCUCCUUUUCUAGGACCAACACCACAAAGCUGGACCCAGUUUCAGUGCCAGAGUCACUCCAGGGAACUGCUCAGUGUUCAUAUCUGGGUCUGAUUUGGGGAGAAGGGAGAGACAGUGAUCUCUGGGUUCCUCAUUGCUGCCUGGAGAGUCCCCAGGCUGAAAAAGAAGUGAGGGCUAGAUGCUCAACUGGGGACAGAACACUUGUCUGGGUGAAAACACUUGUCUCUGUUUUGUACCUUGAAUCUAAGAUUCAGUAAACAUCCCUUGGAUGGAA
Suncus etruscus (white-toothed pygmy shrew) is the source of this 3671-nucleotide messenger RNA. It is a transcript of the gene SLC9A5, whose product is annotated as solute carrier family 9 member A5. Gene Ontology annotation, cellular component: membrane. Gene Ontology annotation, biological process: regulation of pH; proton transmembrane transport; sodium ion transport. The transcript is spliced from 16 exons. Bases 40 to 2736 code for a protein of 898 amino acids. Gene Ontology annotation, molecular function: sodium:proton antiporter activity. Lineage: Eukaryota; Metazoa; Chordata; Mammalia; Eulipotyphla; Soricidae. The record is from RefSeq and is a predicted model, not a curated record.